AUAAAAGUUUCAGAUGAGUCUACACUCUGGGAGAGACGGAGCAGAGCACACAUCCUCUCUGAUCCAGGAGUUAGAACCAUGAAACUUGUCUCUUUGCUGUUUGUGUUCUGUGUCUCUAAGGCUGCAAGCCUCCGAAUCUGCUCAUUCAAUGUACAGUCUUUUGGUGAGGCCAAAGGCUCGAAGCCAGUGGUGAUGGAUGUGAUAGUGAAGAUUAUUUCCCGCUGUGACAUAAUGCUACUGAUGGAGAUCAAAGACACCACCGACAAAGUCAUCAAAUCUCUAAUGGUAAAACUGAACAGCCAAAAACAAAAGAGCGAUGAAUUUAGUUUAAUCAUUAGCAAGAGGCUUGGACGCAGUACGUACAAAGAGCAGUAUGCAUUUAUUUAUAGGAAGCAGCUGGUCUCAGUGAGAGACACAUACCAGUAUCAAGAUGUUCAGCCUGGAGAUAUGGAUGCCUUUUCCAGAGAGCCCUUCAUUGUCCGGUUUACAUCCAUCAACACUGAGGUGCAAGACUUUGUCAUUAUCCCCCAGCACACAACACCUGAGGCUGCUGUCCGUGAAAUCGAUGAACUCUAUGAUGUCUAUCUUGAUAUCAGACAGAAAUGGAACACAGAGAACUUUAUCUUCAUGGGCGACUUUAAUGCAGGAUGCAGUUAUGUUGCUAAGAAGUAUUGGAAGGAUAUUCGCCUCAGAACUAAUGCAGAAUUUGUCUGGUUAAUUGAGAACACAAUCGAUACGACGGUGAGAAGCAGCACCAGCUGUGCCUACGACAGGAUUGUCCUCCAUGGUGAGAAGCUAAUCAGCUCCGUUGUGCCAGACUCUGCAUCUGUGUUUGACUUCAGGGCGACCUAUGGAUUAACAGAACUACAGGCACUGGAUGUCAGUGAUCACUACCCUGUGGAGUUCCAGAUGAGCACAUUGAAGAGUCCUGUAUUGCCACCUAAAACUAAAUUGUCCCGUACUAAAAGACGAGGAUGAUGGGUCCAUGUUAUUUGAUUACAGUGAUGUCACUAGUUGCUAUUGAAUUGACAGACUACAUUCUCUUACCAGUAAAACAAUGCCUACCUCCACUGUUUGUAAUCAGUGGUGGCACUUAAAGAAAUACUCUGUUCAACUAGUAAAAAUUCACUGCCCACAUUCAGAAGCUCUCUCGUUCCUGCCCAGUACCUCAUCUCUCUCCUCCACUAUGCAAUCUUCUACUCUCUGUCCUACCCCAACCUACCGCUCUCCUCUUCAGUCUCUCAUUAAUGCUUUUGAUAGAAUGAUCCUUCUUCCACAUCACUCUGCCAGACCCUCUACAGAUUCCCAUCCCCUUCAGAAUUCCUUUACCAUUCUCACCUCACCAGCAAUGUUCUCACACCCCUCUCUGUAACUUCCAAUCUCCCUCCCUGCAUUAAGCCGGAGAAAACACUCCCUGUAUACUCACUGAUUCACUCAAGCCUACCAGUCUACCACAUUACCCCUAUACAACCCUCUGCUGCCUUACCCACUUCAUGUCUCCCUCAAACCACCUCUCCAUUUACGAUAUAUUACUCUUAUAUUGUCCAUCAAACUAUAUUUCAAAUAGCUAUGCCAAUAUGUAUAGUCAUGUAAUUAUGUAUACACUUGUAAUAAUGUAAAUGUAUGCUGGCUUUCUUGUUUUUUUUAUAUGUCUACUCUAUUUGUAUCACUGCUCAGUGGACCUUUAUGGCGUCAAAUAAAAUAAAUGUUAAUAAUAAUAA
Pseudophryne corroboree (corroboree frog) is the source of this 1721-nucleotide messenger RNA. It is a transcript of the gene DNASE1L3, whose product is annotated as deoxyribonuclease 1L3. Bases 79 to 978 code for a protein of 299 amino acids. Gene Ontology annotation, cellular component: nucleus. The record is from RefSeq and is a predicted model, not a curated record. The transcript has 8 exons. NCBI's taxonomy places the organism in Eukaryota, Metazoa, Chordata, Amphibia, Anura, Myobatrachidae. Gene Ontology annotation, biological process: DNA catabolic process. Gene Ontology annotation, molecular function: deoxyribonuclease I activity; DNA binding.